CUUUUCCCCUUCUUCUCUCCUUUCUCACCUUAUUUUCACGAAUUACCCCCACCUGACAAACAACACCCCACCCCGAGAUCUGCCACCGUCUCUGUAAAUCCAUGGAGUCUCGAAGGAGAAGAGGAUCUCACUCGCUUGAUAAAUCGAUUAUCGCUGCAAUUCUCGUCCUCCUGAUCCAUGGCUCAUAUUCUUUCUAUCUCCCCGGCGUUGCUCCCCAGGAUUUCAAAAAGGGAGAUACAUUGAUGGUGAAAGUGAACAAGUUAACCUCUAUAAAGACUCAGCUUCCUUACUUGUAUUAUUCUCUUCCAUACUGUCGCCCCAAAAAAAUUUUGGACAGUGCAGAAAAUCUUGGGGAAGUGCUUCGUGGUGACCGUAUUGAGAACUCCCCUUAUGUGUUUAAAAUGCGGGAACCACAAAUGUGCAAUGUUCUUUGCCGGCUUACACUUGAUGCCAAACUUGCUAAAGAGUUCAAAGAGAAGAUUGAUGAUGAGUAUCGAGUUAACAUGAUCCUUGAUAACCUCCCUCUGGUUGUUCCCAUUCAAAGGUUAGAUCAGGAGUCUCCUCCUGUUUACCAGCUUGGCUAUCAUGUUGGACUUAAAGGCCAAUAUAGCGGGAGCAAGGAAGAAAAAUAUUUUAUACACAAUCAUUUGGCAUUUACUGUCAAGUACCACAGAGAUUUGCAAACUGACACUGCGAGAAUUGUUGGAUUUGAGGUCAAGCCAUUCAGUGUAAAACAUGAAUAUGAAGGAACAUGGACAGAUAAAACUCGUUUGACAACUUGUGACCCACACACAAAGCGUACAGUUUCUAGUUCUAACUCUCCUCAAGAAGUUGAUGUCAAAAAGGAAAUUAUAUUCACAUAUGAUGUGGAGUUCCAGGAGAGUGAUGUGAAGUGGGCAUCCAGAUGGGAUGCAUACCUACUCAUGAGUGAUGAUCAAAUUCAUUGGUUCUCAAUUGUCAAUUCUUUGAUGAUUGUUCUCUUCCUGUCAGGCAUGGUAGCAAUGAUAAUGCUGCGGACGCUUUACCGUGACAUUUCCAAGUAUAAUGAACUUGAAACCCAAGAAGAAGCCCAAGAAGAGACAGGAUGGAAGCUCAUCCAUGGUGAUGUUUUCAGGCCCCCGAUUAAUUCAGAUCUACUAUGCGUGUACGUUGGGACUGGUCUUCAGUUUUUUGGCAUGACACUUGUCACCAUGAUUUUUGCCAUUCUGGGCUUCCUAUCCCCUUCAAAUAGGGGUGGUCUUAUGACAGCCAUGCUUCUACUAUGGGUCUUCAUGGGCCUGUUUGCCGGUUAUGCUUCUUCUCGCUUGUACAAGAUGUUUAAAGGAACAGAAUGGAAGAAAAAUGCUCUGAGGACAGCAAUCAUGUUCCCAGCUGUUGUCUCUUCCAUUUUCUUUUUCUUGAAUACUCUCAUAUGGGGCCAGAAAUCAUCCGGGGCUGUGCCAUUUGGGACAAUGUUUGCUCUGGUCUUCUUAUGGUUUGGAAUUUCAGUUCCACUUGUGUUUGUUGGUAGCUAUAUCGGAUUCAAGAAGCCAGCAAUCGAGGAGCCGGUGAAGACAAACAAAAUCCCAAGACAGAUUCCAGAGCAGGCUUGGUACAUGAACCCAAUUUUCUCAAUUCUGAUAGGAGGAAUCCUCCCAUUUGGAGCUGUUUUCAUUGAGCUCUUCUUCAUUCUUACCUCAAUCUGGCUGAAUCAGUUCUACUACAUCUUUGGUUUCCUUUUCUUAGUCUUUGUUAUCCUCGUUAUCACCUGUGCCGAGAUAACCAUUGUGCUUUGCUACUUCCAGUUGUGCAGUGAGGACUACUUAUGGUGGUGGAGGUCAUAUCUUACUUCAGGCUCCUCUGCACUCUAUCUCUUCCUUUAUGCUACUUUUUACUUCUUCACCAAGCUUGAAAUCACCAAGUUGGUUUCUGGUUUAUUAUAUUUUGGGUACAUGCUAAUUGCCUCAUAUGCAUUUUUCGUGGUAACUGGUACAAUUGGAUUCUAUGCUUGCUUUUGGUUCACAAGGCUCAUCUACUCUUCUGUGAAAAUUGAUUAACUGAUGCAAUUUGUGUGCUAGACAUCCAAUCUCUCUCUACAGCAAGUAAGAAGCAAUAUGGGAGGUACAGUUGUGCUUUUUCAGCUGUUAGCUUCUCUGCUCGUUUUUUCUUUUUAUUUUAUUUUUUUUUUUAUUUUUUUUUUUUUGACAGAAACAAGAUUCAUAUAUCCUGUUUCUAUGGUAGCUUUCAAUUUUUAUUGUUAUUGAAGAUAAAUGUCUAAUGUAGUGAAUUUUUGUUAUAUUUUUGUACUUUUUCGAUAUAUUCUUUAUUAUGACAAUUCUGAAGAUUGAGGAGUAAA
Carica papaya (papaya) is the source of this 2335-nucleotide messenger RNA. RefSeq names its product Endomembrane protein 70 protein family (gene EMP1). The record is from RefSeq and is a predicted model, not a curated record. Gene Ontology annotation, cellular component: membrane. Gene Ontology annotation, biological process: protein localization to membrane. NCBI's taxonomy places the organism in Eukaryota, Viridiplantae, Streptophyta, Magnoliopsida, Brassicales, Caricaceae.